ACCUGUCCCUUGCCAGCGCAGGGGUUGAGACCGCGGCCCUAGUCCUUGCCUUCAUAGCAGCGAGGCCCUGCCUGACGAGUUCCCUUCCUCCAUUCGAUGUCUGAAGACAAGUAGACCUCGAAUGAAGUUGACCGGAAAAGGGACGUCGAAAUUGCCGGAUUCGAACUACUGACUUCCCCAUCUGAUUGUUCUGAUUGUUCUGUGAUUCCCACCGCGCUCCAGCCUCAGGGGCCUUCCCGCUCGUGCGGUGUUACCUUGGCUUCCUCCACAGCUUGCUUGACGCUGCUCUUAGCACCUGCGCGGGGCACCGCACAACGCCAUGGCCGGCCGCUACGCCCCCAUCCCGACGAGCACCGACGCGGAGCGUGAGCUCGACGAUGCCUUUGGGCCUGACGACGACGGCGAUCACCACGAGACGGCCCCCUUAACUGGGCGGCGGCAGUCCGCAGACCAUUACGAUGACAGGCACUACGAUGACCGGCAGCACGGCGGGGAGCAGGCUACCAGCGCGCUGGCGGGCGGGUACGACUUCGACCGCGAGUACGAGUACGACAGGCCUCCGCCGGGGAGCCCGCCAGCACCGUCGGCGCGCGCUCUUCCCAACGAUUAUGGCAACACGAACGGCGAGAUACCCACAGCGCCUGCCCUGCCAACACCACCCCGACCGCGACUAGGCAUCCUGCGCCGUGCGAUGGGGGCUAUACUGCCCACGCAUUAUGCGCCACUACCCCAGACCGAGGUAGUGCCUUCGCAUGCGGUCGGUGGUGGCCUGCAGAACGAUGGUGUCUUCGCGAACGUCACUGCGAAGCCCGACCGCGGGCAGCUCGUGCGCGCGACGAACGGGGAGACGUACGUGAUGCCAGAGGAUGCGCAGAAGGACACGCCGCCAUCCUACGUCGAGGCUCAAGCCGAUGCCGUCCCCACGUACUACGAAACAACCGUCCAUGCUGCCCCCGUCGAUCCCAGCGCAGACAUCCUUGUCGACGAUCUGCCUCCAGGCUCACUCUGGAUCUUCCUCAUCAACGUCUUCAUCAGCUUUUUCUUCCAGGUCGUCGGCUUCCUCCUCACCUACCUCCUCCACACCACGCAUGCCGCCAAGUUUGGCUCGCGCGCCGGCCUGGGCCUCACGCUUAUCCAGUUUGGUCUGUACUCGCGCGGGAUCAGCAACGGGGAGAACCCGCCGCGCGACCCCGUUGAUGCGCUUUUCGGCUGGACGAUGGGCGGGAUGAACGAGACGAUGAUGAUGGGGAACGGGACGUAUGGUGGUGAAGGCAUGGGCAUGUACGGUGGGAAUACCGAGGACUCCAACAGCAUCGCUACUCCCUCUAUGGACUCCCCCUCCGAUUCGUACACCGCCGAGCCCGACAACUCAGAGACGCACGACUGGAUCGCGUUCAUCCUCAUGAGCGCCGGCUGGUUCGUCCUCUUCACCUCCGUCGUCGGUUACUGGCGCGUCAAGCGCUGGGAGCGCGCCAUCCGCUCCUCCACCAUGCUCGCCCCCGACGCCAACACACCCCGCACCUCGAACAUCACUGCCCAGCUCUUCGGCCUCAACCCGCGCUCGUCCCUCGGUCGUCGCUCUACCACCUCCCGCUCAUCCCUAUCGCGAACCGCCCAGCCCGUCACACCCGCCGCGCUCGCCCGCGACCGCGAGAUUCGGCGGAACCUCGAGGCCGUGUUCGGAAUCGCGGCGGAGGACGAGGCGGAGGCGGAGCGUGAGCGCCAGCGGGCGGAAGCUGAGCGCAGAGUGCAGAGGGACGAGAAUGGGAAUGUCAUCGUGCUGCCCGCGAGGGAGACCCUGGAGGAGCAGCGGUUGACGCGCGAUCUGCAGGCGGCGGGGUUGCUGUGAUGGGCGAGGAGGAUGAUAUGCUCCAGCGCUUGCGUCUUGGGCACGGUGAUAUGCAGGGAUAGACGCCUCGUUCGUUCUAUGGACGCACUUGCCGGUCGUUUGUGGGCUUGGUCUUGGGUGCACGCUUUACAACUCCAGUCGUUGCAGGAGGGCGUCAUUCGCGCCUGACACAGUCUGUGAUCUUGACUUAUCGUUCUUUGAUACUGACCGGGAAUUGACUCUAGUAUCUAUGUAAUUGAAUUUAUCCUUGCUGGAUUGUGUAUAGCGACACACGCGGACGGUAUACUUUCAACUGGGGCGAUGGACCUUUAUCAUAAACCGGCUUUCACCUGCCCUUCAAUCUCCUGAGGUCGCUACAGCUUUGUCUUGUCUGCCAGCAGCCCAACUUCAGAUCCUCAGCGGUACCAUUCAAAUCUCGAGGGGCGCCCUGCAGGUCUUUGCAUCGCCAUUCAGUUCAUUGCCGCCGAAGGGCCCUUUCCAUUCAAAGCUGC
Molecule: messenger RNA, 2340 nt
Organism: Schizophyllum commune H4-8
Lineage: Eukaryota; Fungi; Basidiomycota; Agaricomycetes; Agaricales; Schizophyllaceae
Exons: 2
Coding region: 320-1849 (509 amino acids)
Biological process (GO): positive regulation of protein ubiquitination; metal ion transport; vacuolar transport
Cellular component (GO): perinuclear region of cytoplasm; endoplasmic reticulum; Golgi apparatus
Source: RefSeq, a predicted model, not a curated record